Debaryomyces hansenii CBS767 is the source of this 183-nucleotide messenger RNA. Its product is annotated as DEHA2C00902p. The coding region runs from base 1 to 183 and encodes 60 amino acids. The record is from RefSeq and is a predicted model, not a curated record. The transcript has a single exon. Lineage: Eukaryota; Fungi; Ascomycota; Pichiomycetes; Serinales; Debaryomycetaceae.
AUGGAUUCUCUCUUUAAGACAUUGGGAAAUGACCUAAAAGUAUUGCGAGACCAUAGGUGGUAUUCCAUGCCUUGUAUGCAAAUAUUAAGUUAUGCUUUGAAUGGAGUUCCCUCUAGCUUCAAUCAACCUGAAAUUAGGCCCAAUAUGGAGUAUUUUGGACAUUAUACAUUCCAUUUCGAUUGA